AUGGCUCCGUUCUGUGUGUUUGCGCUGCUGCUCGACCUCUCCGCGGCCUCCGCCCUCAAUUUCUCUACCAUCAACGUGUGGAAUGACGAAAACAAGUUUGGAGACUUCUACAAGACCAGCAAAGUGGAGCCAAAGUACAUUGCCCUGUACAAAGAAAAACUCUUCCUCAGCCUUUAUAAACAUGAGCCGAACAUAAGCUCUACUCUCGCGUGGCUGGAUAUCAACGCAACAGCAAAGCCGCCACAACUAAAACCGUUCCCGUCGCCAGUACAGAGUGCAAGCGAUUGUAGCGCCGUGCAGAGUGCGAGAGGAAUUGCAGUCGACUCAUCUGGUCGCCUUUGGGCUCUCGACAAUGGCGAAACAACCUGCCCUCCCAAACUUUCAAUCUUCAACCUGAACAGCAACAAUAAAAUCGUGCAUGUUCAUAACUUUGCGGAUCCGGUCGUCAAUCAUACCUCCGGCGGAAGGUGGCUUCUCGACUUGGUUCUUGAUCAAUCAAAUGAUGACUGUUUGAUGAAAAAUCAAUCAUGGAGAGUAGAAAUCGGGAGUAAAUUAGUUUCAGCACUUGCACUUUCUCCGAUGGGAAUGAGAGAAUUCCUCUAUAUCAUGGAGUACGGCUUCAAGGAAAUAUUCUCUUUGUCAGUGUCUGAUCUUCGAUCAGAAAAGGAGAAAGUGACGCUCACAUCGAUAGGAAACAUGUCCGCUACAUGCGAAAAGAUGGCCAUGGACGAGCAAGGCAUUUUCUAUUUCAACAUUCCAAGCAAUCAUUCUGUGGCCAAGUGGAACACAAAAUCAUCCUUUAAAGAGGAACAGGUCUAUUCGGUAAUGGGUGUAGAAAAUAAAAGCACCCCCUGUGCCAGUGCCAAUCGAUUGCUGAGGGUUGAAAUAGGUUAG
Molecule: messenger RNA, 894 nt
Organism: Cloeon dipterum
Lineage: Eukaryota; Metazoa; Arthropoda; Insecta; Ephemeroptera; Baetidae
Product: major royal jelly protein 1-like
Exons: 3
Coding region: 1-894 (297 amino acids)
Source: RefSeq, a predicted model, not a curated record